CUUUUAAGGACUCUAAAAUAUUAUAAAUUUCAGGCAAGGACAAUUUUAAUCUAAACACUAUAAAUACCCAUAAAUUGUUUUUCAAUAUCAUUCACAUCAUACAACAGCAUAAACAAAAUCUCAUUUGCUAAUUUUUGUUGAUUUAUUUUAUUAUUAUUUUUUUGUUGAGAAAAUGACUAUUCUCAUUGAGCAGCCUGAAUUUGGAUCACAAGUGGAGGAGAAAAAGGUCUCAUUCAAUGCCAAUGAACUUAUUUUGGAUGGUGGAUUUAUGGUACCAAAGACAUUGUCUUCUCAAGAUGAAAUAUUUGAAGUGCCAGACAUAAAUGCAUUUGGUCAAUCAUUUAGGGAUUAUAAUGCAGAAAAUGAGAGACAAAAAUCAGUGGAAGAAUUUUAUAGGGUUCAACACAUUAACCAAACAUAUGACUAUGUGAAAAAAAUGAGAGAAGAAUAUGGAAAAUUGAACAAAAUCGAAAUGAGUAUUUGGGAUUGUUGUGAACUUUUGAAUGAUGUAGUUGAUGAUAGUGAUCCUGAUUUGGAUGAACCACAAAUUGAGCAUUUGUUACAAACUGCUGAAGCUAUUAGAAAAGAUUAUCCAAAUGAAGAUUGGCUUCAUUUGACUGGCCUCAUUCAUGACCUAGGGAAAGUACUUCUUCAUCCAAGUUUUGGAGGGCUUCCUCAAUGGGCUGUUGUUGGAGACACAUUUCCUCUUGGUUGUGCUUUUGAUGAAUCAAUUGUUCACCACAAGUAUUUUAAGGAAAAUCCAGAUAUCAACAACAAUAUUUAUAACACAAAAAAUGGUGUAUAUAAAGAAGGCUGUGGACUUGACAAAGUUGUUAUGUCAUGGGGACAUGAUGAUUAUAUGUAUUUGGUUUCCAAGGAAAAUGAAACUACUCUUCCUUCUGCUGCUUUAUUUGUUAUACGUUACCACUCUUUCUAUGCAUUACAUAGGUCAGGAGCAUAUACACACUUGAUGAAUGAGGAGGACAAAGAGAACAUGAAGUGGCUCAACAUUUUUAACAAAUAUGAUUUAUACAGCAAGAGUAAAGUUCGAAUUGAUGUGGAAAAAGUCAAGCCAUACUAUCUCUCUCUUAUUGAAAAGUAUUUCCCAACAAAGCUGAGGUGGUAAUUGAAUCCAUGGUGGCAGAGUAGAUAAUAUAUAAUUAAUUGUUAAUUAUAGAGAAAUAGCUAUUUUCAACUAUAUUUCAUAUUCCUUUAUGUUGAUUAUUAAAACAUUUUAUCCUUUCGAAAUGUAAUUUUCGUUUUUUUUUUAAUUUUAAAUUUAGAAAUGUAUUUCUUUCGUUUCAUUCAUGAAUAAAUUCCAUUGAGAUUUUAUUG
Messenger RNA from Solanum verrucosum, 1335 nucleotides. Its product is annotated as inositol oxygenase 4-like. Lineage: Eukaryota; Viridiplantae; Streptophyta; Magnoliopsida; Solanales; Solanaceae. Bases 173 to 1126 code for a protein of 317 amino acids. The transcript is spliced from 9 exons. The record is from RefSeq and is a predicted model, not a curated record. Gene Ontology annotation, biological process: inositol catabolic process. Gene Ontology annotation, cellular component: cytoplasm. Gene Ontology annotation, molecular function: inositol oxygenase activity; iron ion binding.